This is a messenger RNA of Anopheles darlingi, 594 nucleotides long. RefSeq lists its product as uncharacterized. The coding region runs from base 7 to 531 and encodes 174 amino acids. The record is from RefSeq and is a predicted model, not a curated record. NCBI's taxonomy places the organism in Eukaryota, Metazoa, Arthropoda, Insecta, Diptera, Culicidae. The transcript has 3 exons.
UCGACGAUGGCUUUCGCGAAUUCAGUUCCGGUUUUACGGCCGAGUUUGGGUGUUCCGGUUUCACAUCGGCUUUGGCUGAGUUUACUCUGGUCCAGUGUACUUUGUAGUGCCUUCUUCUAUCCUCAAGAUGCUUACAGGACACAAUAUUAUAACGCCAUUCCAGUGCAGAGUGAUACUCGACCACAGCAGUACCCAAGCGAUUAUGGUUAUGCCGUUAAUCAGAAUUCAAUGACACCGGUCAACCCAUACGUACAGAAUGGAGCAGGAUUUAACCAAAAUGUGAACUAUUACGGGGUACCUGGAUAUGAUGACUAUCGAUACCAAGGACACAAUCGAUACGCUUCGAGCGAUCCUUACGUCCGACAAUACUGGAAUGAUUACUACCGUCGGAAUUACUACAACAGUGGUGCAAGUAGAAGGAGACAGGAUACCAUCCAAGAGACUACAACUGCAGCCUUAACGACUACUACGCCAAGGCCAAGGAGUGUGCCUAGAAAGAAGAAACUUUUCGUCCCAAACGUAUGGGGAUAGUGAAGGGGGGACUGAACGUAAAACUGUGGUGAAGAUUUUUUAUAAUAAACUGUAAAACUGAAA